This is a messenger RNA of Anarrhichthys ocellatus (wolf-eel), 3388 nucleotides long. Its product is annotated as NADH-ubiquinone oxidoreductase 75 kDa subunit, mitochondrial. Gene Ontology annotation, molecular function: NADH dehydrogenase (ubiquinone) activity; iron-sulfur cluster binding. Gene Ontology annotation, biological process: ATP synthesis coupled electron transport. The record is from RefSeq and is a predicted model, not a curated record. Gene Ontology annotation, cellular component: membrane. The transcript is spliced from 19 exons. NCBI's taxonomy places the organism in Eukaryota, Metazoa, Chordata, Actinopteri, Perciformes, Anarhichadidae. The coding region runs from base 105 to 2309 and encodes 734 amino acids.
AGCCGAUACAGGAGUACAUAAUCCGUGACGCAGCAGAAUAAUAAAACAGUGCGCCAUCUGCGUCGCAGGCAGUCUCCAGAGACUAACCCCAAACACUGGCAAGCAUGUUGCGUUUGCCUGUUGUGAGCCGGAGUCUUUUUCCAGCAGCAAUUAUCAGAGGAAGUACGGCUGCAACGAACAAUGCUCGCACCGCAGCAACAGCAGCCGCCAGUAACCUUGUGGAGGUGUUCGUGGAUGGGAACCCUAUCAUGGUGGAGCCGGGAACCACCGUGUUGCAGGCGUGUGAAAAGGUAGGAAUGCAGAUUCCUCGCUUCUGCUACCAUGAGCGCUUGUCGGUUGCAGGAAACUGUCGCAUGUGUCUGGUGGAGAUAGAGAAAGUUCCUAAGCCGGUGGCAGCUUGUGCGAUGCCGGUCAUGAAGGGCUGGAACAUUUUAACCAACUCUGACAAAACAAGAAAGGCAAGAGAGGGUGUGAUGGAGUUCCUGCUGGCUAACCACCCAUUAGACUGUCCAAUCUGUGAUCAGGGGGGAGAAUGUGACCUACAGGACCAGUCCAUGCAGUUUGGCAGUGACAGGAGCCGCUUCACUGAGGGCAAAAGAGCUGUGGAAGACAAAAACAUUGGUCCCCUUAUCAAAACCAUUAUGACUCGCUGCAUCCAGUGCACUCGCUGUGUGCGCUUUGCCAGUGAGAUUGCAGGAGUGGAGGACCUGGGCACCACUGGCAGAGGCAAUGACCUGCAGAUCGGGACCUACGUGGAGAAGAUGUUCAUGUCGGAGUUAUCUGGGAACGUUAUCGAUAUCUGCCCAGUGGGGGCCCUCACCUCUAAACCAUAUGCAUUCACGGCUCGCCCUUGGGAGACCAGGAAGACAGAAUCCAUUGAUGUCCUGGAUGCUGUGGGUAGUAACAUUGUGGUGACCACUCGCGGGGGCGAGGUGAUGAGAAUCUUGCCUCGUCUUAACGAGGAUGUUAAUGAGGAGUGGAUCUCAGACAAAACCAGGUUUGCAUAUGAUGGACUCAAAAGGCAGCGGCUUACUCAGCCGAUGGUGAAAAACGAGUGUGGGCAGUUCGUUCCCACAACCUGGGAAGAUGUGCUGACUCGAGUGGCUGGAGUAUUGCAAGGAGUUGAAGGAAACGCUGUUGCUGCUGUCGUCGGGGGCUUGGUGGAUGCAGAGGCUCUCAUUUCCCUGAAGGAUUUGCUGAACCGUUUGAAUAGUGACAACCUGUGCACUGAGGAGGUGUUCCCAAUGGCUGGAGCUGGAUCUGACCUGCGUUCAAACUAUCUUUUAAACACUGGGAUUGCUGGCAUUGAAGAAGCCGACCUGAUGCUUCUGGUCGGCACAAACCCACGCUAUGAGGCUCCUCUCAUCAAUGCACGAAUCAGAAAAAGCUGGCUUCACAAUGAGUUGCAAGUGGCUCUUUUGGGAAAGGAAGUGGACCUAAGUUACACAUACGACCAUCUUGGGGAGUCUGCCAAGGUUCUUCAGGAAAUCGCGUCAGGAACUCACCCAUUCUCCCAGGUCUUGGCUAAAGCUAAGCAUCCUGUUGUUGUGGUUGGAAGCAGCUGUCUGCAGACAGAGGACGGGGCCGCGAUAAUGGCUGCUGCGUCAACCAUUGCUCAGAACGCUCGCAUCAGCAGUGGCGCUGAGGAAACCUGGAAGGUUCUCAACGUGCUUCACAGGGUUGCCAGUCAAGUGGCUGCACUUGAUCUUGGAUACAAACCAGGUGUGGAGGCGAUCAGAAAGAACCCACCCAAAGUUCUGUUCCUACUAGGAGCUGAUGCCGGCUGCAUUACUCGCCAGGACCUCCCGAAGGACAGCUUUAUAAUAUAUCAAGGUCACCAUGGGGAUGUUGGGGCACCAAUGGCUGACGUCAUACUUCCUGGAGCUGCGUAUACUGAGAAAUGUAGCACGUAUGUGAACACGGAGGGCCGUGCCCAGCAGACCAAAGUGGCUGUGACUCCCCCGGGCAUGGCAAGGGAGGACUGGAAGAUCAUCAGAGCCAUAUCUGAGCUUGCUGGAGUGACUCUGCCAUAUGAAACCCUCGAUGAAGUGCGUGCUAGAAUGGCAGAGGUUUCCCCAAAUCUGGUGCGAUAUGACGAUGUGGAGGAGGCCAACUACUUUAAGCAGGCUAAUGAACUGUCAAAGGCAGUGAACCAGGCUGUCCUUACUGGACCUUUAGUCCCUCCACAGCUUACUGUGAAGGACUUCUAUAUGACAGAUCCGAUAAGCAGAGCCUCCCAGACGAUGGCCAAGUGUGUGAAAGCUGUCAGGGAGGGAGCACAAGCUGUGGACGAGCCAUCCAUAUGCUAAAGAGCGAUGCAUAGCACAGCCAAAAAAUAUAUAUACGCACAACUCAGCCAUUUGCACAUGUCUAGAAUUUGCACUGUUUUAUUAUAGUAGGUGCCUCAUCAUCUAUGCAAAUUAUGGAAGCAUGUGCUUCGUACAGAGUCGAUAUGUAAGCUUAUUUUACCAAAUCUCCAAAGACACCUAACAGUUUGUUUUCAUCUCUUAUGACUUUUUAGUAGGUGUAACCAAAGGUUCAAAAUCUUUAUUCAAAAGUACAUUUAAUAUAUUGUCUUAUUAUAAAUUACUAACAUUAAAAGUGUUGAGAUUAUAUUUUCCUAAAGGUAUAUGGAGUAUAUAGUAUUACAAGAAUGUAUAUUUGUGUAUGAACCAAUUUUCUAUAGAAAGUGUGUGUUCCUAUUAAAAAAUGUCAAAAGUAAAAAAAUAUAUAUGUACUGGUGCCAUGGACGGUGCGUUCUUGUUUUUAUGCGAAAUCAAUACAACUUAGCUCCUAUAUCUGUCAGGCACGUGGUCCAUCAUCAGUAAACAGCCGGCAGGAAGAGUGGCAGCAGGGCUGGCAACUCAUCUAUGUGGAGGACGAUAGCCCUGGUCCAGAUGAAUUUCCACUGAAACACUUUGCAGUACCUCUCAGUUAAUAUAGUUUAACCAAAUUGCUUAAAAUGUGAAAAAUGCAAACGGCACUGUCAUUCACCGAAACUGCCAUAUCUGUCCUAAAGAGAUCAACAUGACACUUCAACAUUGUAGGGGUUUUUAACAAAGUUGAAUUUCCAAUAUGGUAGGAGAGGUUGUUGUUGUUGAGCGGAUUGUUGUCAUGUCCUCGCAGUGCCUGUAGUGGUGCUGUGAGGAGUCUGCUGUGGAUCCAACAAAAAUCCUCAGCAGCCUGCCUACUGCUUGUAAUUUGCUCUGGAUAGCCUAUAUUUAAAUGCAUCCGUAUAUCAAGAUAUACCAAGCUCGAUGAAGAUCACUGUUAUUAUCCUAUCUCGACUAUCGAUGCAGAAAUAGCCUAGCUGAAUCGAACAGACUUUUCGGCCGUCUGUCUGGAGCGAAUACCUUACACAGCCCAUACCAAUUCAAGGUAAGCGAAA